Molecule: messenger RNA, 8441 nt
Organism: Lytechinus pictus (painted urchin)
Lineage: Eukaryota; Metazoa; Echinodermata; Echinoidea; Temnopleuroida; Toxopneustidae
Product: methionine synthase-like
Exons: 26
Coding region: 279-4067 (1262 amino acids)
Biological process (GO): homocysteine metabolic process; tetrahydrofolate metabolic process
Cellular component (GO): cytosol
Molecular function (GO): cobalamin binding; methionine synthase activity; zinc ion binding
Source: RefSeq, a predicted model, not a curated record
GAUUCUUAUGUAGGACGAUUUGUCCGGCUCGACGUACAUAGGGCAUAUUGCAUAGACGUGACAUCUUUCGCAAUCAGUCUCUUCUUGAACUCGCGGCAGCGCUGAACCAUCGCGCUUACGAAUACCAACCCGACAGACCCGGCGCGGUUGAAGAAAGGUUUCGAUACGAAGUACAGCACCAGCUCUGUCUGUUUCGUCUCCAAUGCCAACAGAGAACAAAAUUCGAUUGCUAAUAUAUCUUAUAAUAUCUGGUUUGAAUUGUCAUCAGCUUGUGAGACAUGCCGCCAACACUGUCACAAGCACAAGGUCAAGGCCAUGAACAUGUUCAAGGACAAGGAGUCUUUGCAGAGAUAUCUGCAGCACUGCGGGAACGUAUCAUGAUCUUCGAUGGUGCGAUGGGGUCAAUGAUCCAAACCUAUAAGUUUGAUGAGAAGGCUUUUCGUGGAGAAGAGUUCUGUAAUCAUCCGAAGGACUUGAGAGGAAACAACGAUCUCUUGACAUUCACUCAACCUGAUGCUAUCUAUGCAAUACACAAGGCUUAUUUGGAUGCUGGAGCUGACUUUAUUGAAACAAACACAUUCAGUGGAACAUCAAUAGCACAAGCAGAUUAUGGUCUAGAACAUUUGGUAUAUCGUUUGAAUAAGGAGGCUGCGGAACUCGCUAAGAAGGCUACCAAUGCAUCAAUGAUAGAAACAGGAGUUAAGCGUUAUGUAGCUGGUGCUAUGGGUCCAACCAACAGAACACUCUCAAUCUCACCAUCAGUAGAAAACCCUGACUACAGAAAUAUCACGUUUGACGAGAUGGUUUUUUCAUAUGAAGAGCAAGGCAGAGGUCUGUUAGAUGGAGGAGCUGAUGUUCUACUGGUAGAGACUAUCUUUGAUACGCUCAAUGCAAGGGCAGCUCUCUAUGCUAUUCAAAAUCUCUUUGAAAAAAGUUAUCAGCAAGUUCCUGUGUUUAUAUCGGGAACGAUAGUAGAUAAGAGUGGGCGUACGUUGUCUGGUCAGAUGAGCGAAGCGUUUGUGAUCAGUGUAUCUCAUAUGAAUCCUAUGUGCCUAGGGUUAAACUGUGCUCUGGGUGCCAAUGAGAUGAGACCAUUUAUAGAAGCUAUUAGUUUAGCAACACCUUCAUAUGUCUUAUGUUAUCCCAAUGCAGGUCUACCCAACACAUUUGGUGGUUAUGACGAGACCCCUGAAAUGACGGCAGACCAGCUUGGUUCCUUCGCUCGUGACGGCUUGGUCAAUAUAGUAGGAGGCUGCUGCGGCACCACACCCGCUCACAUCAAAGCAAUAGCAGAUGCCGUCAGGAUUUACAAACCAAGGAUACCACCCACGGAUGUUCAUCCAAGUUCAAUGAUGCUGUCAGGAUUGGAGCCAAUGAUCGUCAGCAAGCACACCUUGUUCGUCAAUAUUGGAGAGCGUUGCAAUGUGGCUGGUUCAAAGCGGUUUGCAAAGCUAAUCAAGCAAAGCAAAUAUGAUGAAGCGCUGAACGUAGCUAAAGAACAGGUAACUGCAGGAGCUCAGGUCCUUGAUAUUAACAUGGAUGAAGGAAUGUUGGAUGGAGUACAGGCCAUGACAAAGUUUGUUAACCUCAUCGCAUCAGAACCAGAUAUAUGCAAGGUACCUCUAUGUAUUGACUCCUCCAAGUUCCAAGUGAUAGAGGCCGGCUUGAAGUGUAAUCAGGGCAAGUGCAUCGUCAACAGCAUCAGCCUCAAAGAAGGGGAGCAAGACUUCCUGGAGAAGGCUCGCAUCAUCAAGAAACAUGGAGCUGCGGUGGUUGUCAUGGCGUUUGACGAGACGGGACAGGCUACUGAGAUAGACAGAAAGGUCGAGAUCUGCACACGUUCUUUCAACUUGCUGGUACAGGAACUUGGUUUUGACCCCAAUGACAUCAUCUUUGACCCCAACAUCCUCACCAUAGCAACAGGGAUGGAGGAACAUAACGAAUAUGGCAUCAACUUCAUUGAAGCCACUAAAAUAAUCAAGGGGAGUUUACCUGGAUGUAGAAUCAGUGGGGGUUUAUCAAACCUAUCGUUCUCAUUCCGAGGGAAGGACGUCAUACGAGAAGCUAUGCAUAGUGUAUUCUUAUACCAUGCUAUUAAGGCUGGAAUGGACAUGGGUAUCGUGAAUGCUGGAAACCUUCCGCUCUAUGUUGACAUUGAACCUAAACUUCUUCAACUAUGUGAAGAUCUUCUGUGGAACAGAGACCUACUUGCUACUGAAAAGAUAUUGGAGUAUGCCGAGAACCUCGGAGCUGGAGCUAAGAAAGCAGUUGCAGACGAGUCAUGGAGGAAUGAUAGUGUGGAGGAUAGAUUAGAGUAUUCACUCGUCAAGGGUAUUGACAAGUAUGCAGUAGAAGACACUGAAGAAGCAAGGCUGAAUAGUGAGAGAUAUCCAAGACCAUUGCAUAUCAUUGAGGGACCACUCAUGAAAGGUAUGAGUAUUGUUGGUGAUCUGUUUGGAGCGGGUAAGAUGUUUUUACCUCAGGUUAUCAAAUCAGCGAGGGUGAUGAAGAAAGCCGUCGGUCAUCUCAUUCCGUUCAUGGAGAAAGAAAAGGAAGAAGCCUUCAAGGAAUCGGGACAAGAACAGUCUUUCAAUAGCGGUACCAUAGUCCUAGCCACGGUCAAGGGAGAUGUACACGACAUCGGCAAGAACAUUGUAGGCGUUGUAUUAGGCUGUAAUAAUUACAGGGUAAUUGACCUUGGGGUCAUGACCCCAUGCGAGAAGAUACUCCAGACAGCUAUUCAAGAAAAAGCCGACAUUGUUGGACUAUCUGGUCUGAUAACACCCUCUCUUGAUGAGAUGAUCCAUGUUGCCAAGGAGAUGGAGAGACUUGGUUUCUCCCUUCCGUUGCUCAUAGGGGGCGCUACAACUUCUAAAACCCAUACAGCCGUCAAGAUUGCACCGUGCUACUCCUCACCUACUAUCCAUGUACUAGAUGCCUCCAAGAGUGUUGUAGUGUGUUCAUCAUUAAUUGACCAAGAUCAGUAUGAUGACUUUGUUGAAGACAUCAAAGAAGAAUAUGAAGAAGUUAGAGAAGAUCACUAUGAUUCUCUUAAGGAUAGAAAAUAUCUUUCUCUGUCAGAAGUCAGAGAAAGGAAGUUUGAAAUCGAUUGGAGCGUCUUUGAGCCUGUUGAACCAUCUUUCAUUGGAACAAAGGUUUAUGAGGAUUAUGACCUAUCUCUUCUGGUUCCUUAUAUUGACUGGAAACCAUUCUUUGAUGUAUGGCAACUGAGAGGGCGCUAUCCAAAUAGAGGAUAUCCGAAGAUCUUCAAUGACAAGCUAGUUGGUCAGGAAGCCAAGAAGGUGUUUGAUGAUGCCCAGGAUAUGCUGAAGAAGGUUAUUGAUCAGAAGCUUCUGAGAGCUAGUGGUAUCAUCGGUCUGUAUCCUGCCCACAGUGUAGGGGAUGACAUCCAUGUAUUCUCUGAUAGCGAGAAGACCUGCUCUCAUAAACCCGAUGCUGUAUUCUACGGUCUCAGACAACAGGCUGAGAAGGAGAGUGAAUACUACACAUGUCUGUCGGACUUCAUAGCACCUAAAGAGACAGGAAUCAUAGACUACGUCGGUGGCUUUGCUGUGUCUGUAGGGUUUGGAGUAGACGAGAUGUGUAAGAGGUUUGAGGAGGAGAUGGAUGAUUAUAGCAUUAUUAUGAUCAAGGCUCUAGCUGAUAGGCUAGCUGAGGCCUUUGCUGAGGCUCUACAUGAGAGAGUUCGUAAGGACUUGUGGGGUUAUAGUAAUACAGAGAACCUAGAGGUCAAUGAACUACACAAGAUCAAUUAUGAUGGUAUCCGCCCAGCUCCUGGCUACCCUUCCCAACCAGACCAUACAGAGAAAGAGACCAUGUGGAAUCUAAUGGACAUUGAGACCAGUACCGGUAUUAGUCUAACCGAAUCACUAGCCAUGGAUCCAGCAGCCUCAGUUUCUGGACUCUACUUUGCUCAUCCUAAAUCAUUCUAUUUUGGUGUGGGAAAGAUUGCUAAAGAUCAGGUUGAGGAUUAUGCUGCCAGGAAACAGAUGGAUGUGAAAGAUGUAGAGAAAUGGCUUCGACCGAUCCUGUCUUACGACUGUUGACAUCAGUAUCAUCGAGUCCUUACUGCAUCCAUUCAUGUAAUAUUCAGUGAGCACUACUCUCUGGAUGGGUAGAACUGAAGCAGGGUUUCAAGCUCUCCUGAUUUUGUGCUUUACAUCUGUGCAUUGGUCUUGUUAGCAGGGGGUCUGUUACACAAUAGCAAUUGAUCAUACAAUGUGAUGUGAUGGCAUAUUAUCAUCAAUACAUGCAAUCAAUCGCCACAUCACAUUUGUAAUAUUUCAAAUGUGUAUUGUUUCGAAAUUGCUCUUGAAACUUGAUCUUUGUGACUUUGUGCAUUUUUCUUCCUUACUGAGCACAUAAUCUAAUCCUUGAGGGUUUGGCGCUUUCACGAUAAACAUCUGCCCUCCGAUUUACUUUUGUGUUACAGAGCCAGUAUAUUUUAAUGAUGAAAUUGUUAAUGGAUAUUAUCAUGAUUGCUCUGUAAAGGAUUCUGAAAUUUUGAAAUCAGAAAGAGUACUAUGUAAAUAAAUUAUUACUCUUCCUCUUUUACAUUAUUGUGCUGGAAUCCUAGCUACAAAUUUUAGGUUACGUCUAUUUUUGCAGAGCAUGAAAUCCGGCCAAGUCUCAGUUGGCAUACAUGGUCACAAUGGGUGAUGUGUAUUUUGUCAGGGGCAUUUGAAAAAUCACCUGGAUCAUACACUUUCACUCUCAUAUAUCUUAAGAUGAUGUUUGAACGUUUGCGUGGUGGUGUGAACAAUGGCGGAAUGGACUAAGCUACACCAUAUGUAACGUCCUGGAAAGGACAGAGAGAGUGGAAAGGGGUAGAAGUGAAAUAUAGAGGCGGGAAAGUUGAGGUUAGAAAGUAGAGCAUCUCUUUCGGGAAAUGAGCAAGGACUGUAAACCAGGAAGAUUGAAAAACCUUGAGUACGGGCAAGAUGACAGGCCUGAGUUGGAGAGGUUGGAGAGAAGGCUGGCUUGACUCGGCGAGUGGAGUUGUAGAGCCGGAGCAGAUAGAAAUCUUGACGUUUCUGGCAGGUUGACUGUCCGUCUUCAAGAAUCAGUGUAUUAUGUUUAAGAUCUAUGAACUAUUUAUUUGCACCUAAUUGAAUGGUAUUUCAGGGAUAUAAAAUAUUGGUUUCUUUUGAUAUUUGUACCUAUUAAUGUAAUAUUAUUAUGCAUAAGGAUAUAAAUGUGCAGAUACGUUGACAUAUUUCAUUUUGAAAAAUGCGUUUGUAUUUGAUUAUUUGUCAAAUUGUGCUAAUAAUGUUAUGCAAUUCGAAUGUAAACUAACUGUACAUGUGACCUUCAGUUCAAAGUUGUAUUUGAUUGAAACAAAGAUUUAUCUGAUGACAUACUUAUCUAUUUUUAUAAGCCCGUCCUACGGAAAGUAUUAUGGUAUCACGCUCGGUGUCUGUGUCCGUCUGUCUAUCCGUCCGUCCGUUAAAUUUUCCUUGUAAAUGUGAUAACUUCAGUUUAACUUAACCUAGGCUCAUAUAAUUUGGUGUGUAUGAUACUAGCAUGGAUCUCAGGAAGCCUCUUGAUUUUGAGGUCAAAAGGUCAAGGUCACAGUGAAAUGUUUUCAUCUUACCCUUCUGAAGUCCUUGUUAAUGCGAUAACUUCAGUUUAACUUAACCUAGGCUCAUAUAAUAUGGUGUGUAUGAUACUAGCAUAGAUCCCAGGAAGUCUAUUGAUUUGGAGGUCAGAAUUUUUUUUACAAUAUUCUAGAUAUGCAAUGUGCAGUUUUGGAGAAGCAAACUUGAGAUGCAGACAAAUUUUUUAAUAUAAAAUGCGCUGUAAUUCGAUCCGCGAAAAAAAUUAUUAUAGAUGAUAAACCGUCAAUCACAAUAUCGCUUCUAUCUUAAAACAUGCAUACAUUUUCCAAAAUAAAACACAUGGAACUAAGAUUACCCAAGUGAAACUAGAACUGCACAUUGAUUUUCUAGGAUUUAAUUUUUUUUCUCAUUUUCUGCGCAUACAGUUUGUGCAAAAUGAAUGUUGAAUCACAAACUGCUUCUUUCCAAUCAUGGCCUAAUUGACAGCCGAACAGAAUAGGAUCGAAAUAAAUAAAUGUGAAGGGAGGACAGUGGCAGUCGCAUGUUAGGAAACUCAUAAUAUCCAUCUCUAAAGCCUAUAGUUCACACCUUUGCGUUUUAAGCUGCACAUUUCUGUGUUAGCCAAAACAGCAAUACGCAGUCUAAUACAGCAUACCAUGCAGCAAAAUAUUUGGUUGUAAACACCAUUUGGAGCUGGUACAAAGUUUAAGUAGUAAAAGCAAAGUGAUGCGAGCUAAAGUGAGACCAUGCCUGCGCAAGCUGCUCACUGUUGCUCGUCCUCAUGCUUAUUUUGCAUUAUUAGCAUUUCUUAUCAGGGGUAAUUAUUCCAAAGGAUUUUAUCCCCAAGAUAGCUUGGUUUAUAGGGUUUAAGGAAUUUAUGUAUGAUACUAAAAUGAAAUCUUUAACAGGUUGAAUUACAUAUUGCCAAUUCUAUGAAAUGUGUAUUUCCUUAAAGAAAUCAAUUUCACUGAUGCAAUUUCCCUUAGAUCCAAUGCAUUGCAUCACACAAAUUGAAAGGGGACUUGCUCCUAAACUUAGAAAAGUACCUUGACAGAGCUCCACAUGAUAACUACCAUGGCGACAUAGCUCAUUAAUCAAUCGCAAUCAUGGUUUCCAUGGUAGUUACAUUAAGGCAAAAUAACAGCAGAUACUAUUCAUGGAAUAGACCCCUUGUAUAGCAUGUAAGCAUAUGAAGCCCAAAUAGGAAGCUUAUUAUAAAAGUUAUCAAGCACAAUAUCAUUAGAAAAAUCAUGAACACUUUGAUUCCAAAUAGGCAAGAUAUGUGAGGAAUUAUUCUCAUGUUGAACUCAUAGAUAAGAAUAAAAAUCAUGUCUUUGACAAAGUUUUAACUUUCCAACAAAACAAAUUGUGUGAUUGAUGUUCGUAUUUUAAUACCUGAAUCAAAUUCCAAGUGAAUUUUUAUAUCAGAAAUUGCCAAUUUUCAUAAUAGUUGCUAGAUGUAUUCCUUUGGCAUUACUGUGUGUGAAAAGACUUUUUUGUGUUUGUCUAUCUUAUCUGUGCAUUUUAAAAAUGCUGUUUUGUGUUAUUAGGUUGUUAGGUUUUUUUGUAACUUAAACAGUUCUGGCAUGUAAUUGGCCUUCAUUUGAAUUCAAAUUUCAUUUCAUUUUUUUUUUAUAAUAUAUUACAAUAUAUUAUACUGCAGUCGAUUAUGGUAGACUAAAUGGACAUUUUAGGAUUUUAACUAAUUGUAAUUUUGGUAUUCUUCAUCUUUAUCAUUGUUUUCAAAACCGAUAUUUUGGGGCCACAUCCCCCCAACCCCCCCCCCAAAAAAAAGAAUUCAGUACAAGUGACUUCUCUUUUUCAAAUAGAUCAAUCUCAGUUUGAUUCUUAAUUGAUCUCAAUUAUGUUGUUACAGGGAUACUCCAGGCUGAAAACAAAACAAUGAAAAUUUGAUCAAAAUCGGACAAGGAAUAACAAAGUUAUGACAUUUCAAAGAUUUGCAUCAUUUCGAUGAAACAGUUCUAUGCAUGCCAUCAUGAAUAUUCAAUGAAUAAACUGAUAGCAUCACAUUCCUACUUGUUCUUUUGCGUUUUAUUGCAUGAAAUGUUCAUUCAAUUUUUUUCCCCGAGAUAAUGAAUCAAAUUGGAUUUACAACUGAUUAAAUGCAUUUGAUAUUCAUUGCUGCAACUUAUUUUAUUACAUUGGAGACUUAUCAUCCACGCAUGUAUGAAAAUAUGAAAAAAUAAUGAUUUUGUGUAAUAAUAAUAAUAAUAAUAAUGAUAGCGGCAUAUCUACCCAGGGUAGCCACUUCAGUUCCGAAAACUGUUCUCCCAGCGGGCCCUGCUAAUAACAAAAGAAAGAGGAAAGUGCGGAUAUGACAUCAUCAGUCCACCUAAUGAAUAUGUGUGACAAUGUGCAUAUAACUUUUCACAAAAUAUUGCUAAACUUGAAGUUAAAAAGUUUUAUUUUAAAGUUUUUAUUUAUUUUUAGUUUAAAUAAAUUUUUAAAUAAGAUUUUGAUGAAAUCUUCAGCAUUUAGCUCGGGAAUUUUACUCUAUUUAUUGAAAUAUUAUUAUUUUCAGAUCAGAGUACCCCUUUAAAAGAAAUAGGAAUUUAGAUCAAUCUCAAUUUGAUACUUGAUUGAUCUCAAAUUGUGUAUUUAGGCUAUAGGAAUUUAGAUCAGUAUUAUGAUUCUCAAAAGGAAUUGAGUUUUAAAUUACUACAUUGUUCAGUUGAGAUUUUUCAUCACAAAAUACAGAAAAAAAUAAUUGUAUUUAUUUCAGGCUUAUCCCAUGAAAUUCAUAUUCUGUACACAUGAACACAGGGUAUUAUUUUUCUAUGUAUGACCUAACCUUCUGAAAUAUAAUUAUGGUUCAAAUAAAAACUAAUGUCUAACAACAUA